Molecule: messenger RNA, 945 nt
Organism: Acanthosepion pharaonis
Lineage: Eukaryota; Metazoa; Mollusca; Cephalopoda; Sepiida; Sepiidae
Source: the annotation of a GenBank genome assembly
AUGAUUUCUGCUUUCUUUCUUUUUUUUUUUUCUUUCUUUCUUUCUUUCUUUCUUUCUUUUUCUUUCUUUCUUUCACUAUCAUUCAUUGUUUCUUCCUAUAUUGUUUAUUUUUUAUUUCUUCUUUCUUUCUUCCUUCCGUCAUUUAUUACUGCUUCUUUCUUUCUUUCUUUCUUUCUUUCUUUCUUUCUUUCUUUCUCUAUCAUUCAUUGUUUCUUCCUAUAUUGUUUAUUUCUUCUUUCUUUCUUUCUUUUUCUUUCUUCCUUCCGUCAUUUAUUACUGCUUCUUUCUUUCUUUCUUUCUUUCUUUCUUUCUUUCUUUCUUUCUUUCUUUCUUUCUGCGUUUUUUUUUUCCGUUUAUUAUCUAUCUAUCUAUCUAUCUAUCUAUCUAUCUUCUCUAUGUCAGUAUAUUCAUAUCUAUCUAUCUAUCUAUCUAUCUAUCUAUCUAUCUAUCUAUCUAUCUAUGUCAGUAUAUUCAUAUCUAUAUAUCUAUCUAUGUCAGUCUAUUCAUAUCUAUCUAUCUAUCUAUCUAUCUAUCUAUCUAUCUAUCUAUCUAUCUAUCUAUGUCAGUCUAUUCAUAUCUAUCUAUCUAGCUAUCUAUCUAUGUCAGUAUAUUCAUAUCUAUCUAUCUAGCUAUCUAUCUAUCUAUCUUCUCUCUCUAUGUCAGUAUAUUCAUAUCUAUCUAUCUAUCUAUUUAUCUAUCUAUGACAGGGUAUUCGUAUCUAUGCAUAAAUUUAUUUUGUAUUCAUAUCUAUCUAUCUAUCUAUCUAUGUCAGUAUAUUCAUAUCUAUAUAUCUAUCUAUCUAUGUCAGUAUAUUCAUAUCUAUCUAUCUAUCUAUCUAUCUAUCUAUCUAUCUAUCUAUCUAUCUAUCUAUCUAUGUCAGUAUAUUCAGAUCUAUCUAUCUAUCUAUCUAUCUAUCUAUCUAUCUAUCUAUCUAUCUAUCUAUGA